Helicoverpa armigera (cotton bollworm) is the source of this 1305-nucleotide messenger RNA. RefSeq lists its product as uncharacterized. Bases 24 to 1271 code for a protein of 415 amino acids. The transcript is spliced from 2 exons. The record is from RefSeq and is a predicted model, not a curated record. NCBI's taxonomy places the organism in Eukaryota, Metazoa, Arthropoda, Insecta, Lepidoptera, Noctuidae.
UCGAGUUAGUACAAUUUGCAAUCAUGGCGAAAUAUAACUUCGAAGGCGAUUACUCCAGUUUUAAUGAACGCCAACUAAAUUUCAUCAACAAAGUGGUGAAUGAACAAGAUUUGAAAGUAAAAAAAGUUGUUUUCCACCAACUUGGACAAGCUGGUGACAAUUUUAUGGGAAACGUGAAAAGGAUUAACAUAGAAGGUGAAAAUGGUAACAUGAACAUGAUAAUUAAAAUUGCACCUUCGAAUGAAGUGGCUCGACAAACGUACCAAAGUGGAUUAAUGUUUAGAAAUGAGCAUGUUGUAUAUACGAAGGUAUUGCCAAAGUUUGUGCAGCUGCAGAAAGCCGCUGGUGUACCACAAGAAGAACAAUUGAAAUUCGCGAAAUGCUACGGAUCUCUCAGUGAAGAACCCAACGAAGUAAUCAUUUUAGAAGACUUGAGUGAAUCAGGUUUUAGUAUGAUGGAUAAGUUUAAAAGUCUACCAGAUAACUAUGUAAGAAAUUUCUUAAAGAGCUUUGCAGUACUUCAUUCUCUUUCUUACGCAUUAAAAAGUCAAGAACCAGCAUUUUACAAGCAGCUCAAAGAAGAUUUGAAGGACCCAUGGUCAUCCUUCGGUGAUUUUCAAAUUCAAAUGCUUAAAGACACAAUGGAAGCUGGAUUUUUGGAAAUUAUUCAGAAUGAAGAUCAUAAAAAUUUGCUUAAGAACAAAAUCACUGAUGGCAUACUUGAGAGGAAAAAAAUGAUCGAAUCUGAGAAUGAUAGAAACCAUACUAUCAUUCAACAUGGCGAUGGAUGGACAAAUAAUAUAUUGUUCAAAUUGGAAGAUGACAAGCUACAAUCUGUCAUGCUCGACUACCAAGGAGCCAAUAACAACAAUCCUAUGAGUGAUAUUCUCUUCAUGAUCUUCCACUGCACCGACCAUGAGGCCAGGUCUAAACACUUCCACGACUGGAUUGACUACUACCACUCUGAAAUGGACAAAUUCCUCUCCUACUUCGGUCUAAAAGUCAACGAAUUCUACACAAGAGAUCAAAUUGAUGCAGACUUGAAGAAAUACGCCAAAAUCAUUCUUGGAAUUGUACUUUUAAUGAUUAAUGUUAUACAAAGGGAUAGUAGUGAAGCUGGUAAAUUGAAAGAUUCUAUGAAAAAUAUGGAAAACGAAGCUGAUAUUGCUGAUACCAUGAACUCUCUAGACCUACAAAGUGGAACUGUGGAGCGUAUAAAUAAGAAAGUUGGUGACCUUAUUGAAACUUUACAUCAAUUCGACUUGUUUUAAUAGCGUAAUUAAUAUUUUAUACUACAUAUACGGU